Exophiala aquamarina CBS 119918 is the source of this 1593-nucleotide messenger RNA. RefSeq lists its product as uncharacterized. Gene Ontology annotation, biological process: phosphatidylcholine biosynthetic process. The coding region runs from base 1 to 1593 and encodes 530 amino acids. The transcript has a single exon. The record is from RefSeq and is a predicted model, not a curated record. NCBI's taxonomy places the organism in Eukaryota, Fungi, Ascomycota, Eurotiomycetes, Chaetothyriales, Herpotrichiellaceae.
AUGUCAGAUAACUUGCCCAUUCCUCGAUCCAAGUCGGACCCUACGGCUCUGGAAGAUCCCACCACAGCAGACAUCCCAGGAGCCGUUUCAGAAGCUGCAGAUUCACACACUCCUGGCUAUAUGUCUUCCUCUCCAGGUAGCCCUUAUCUCUUGUCACGGAACUCCUCCUAUAUUGGGAGUCAGUCCCUGCAAGAAGACUGGGAUGUUCCUCUUGACAAACUUACCUUUUUCGACAUCUUUGACAACCUAGCCCUGCCCUCGAAACUCGAGCACUGGCAGGCUACGAUAUCGGCGCAGAAAGAGAAGCUCUCGAAGCAGCAGGAGAGAAUACGCACGACAGGAAAUAAUGCCAAAGACCGCGCCGUGGCCGAAUGGCGGAAGCGAGUUCCCUCGGCCGAUGAACAACUGGCUAAGUACCGGAGCCGGAUGAAGAAGUCAGUUGACAACAUCAACAAGAGAUGGAAUGACACAGCCACCAUAUCUCUGAAGGAGAAAGUGUCUUUCAUAUCGGCCGUGCUCAACGUCUUUAUCAGCGGCUACCUCAUUGGGGGUGUGCCUCAAUAUUUCUACUUCUGGUUCACAGCGCAAUUCGCUUAUUUUAUGCCCAUACGCUAUUUUACAUACCAUCGCAAAGGUUACCACUACUUUCUGGCAGAUCUUUGCUAUUUUGUCAACGCCUUGCUAUUAUUGACGAUAUGGGUCGCCCCGAGGUCGAAACGACUCUUCAUCAGUACUUACUGCUUGGCGUACGGCAACAAUGCAGUGGCAAUUGCCAUGUGGCGCAAUUCUUUGGUCUUCCAUUCUUUGGAUAAGGUUACGAGCCUAUUCAUUCACGUCAUGCCUCCUGUGACCCUACACUGCCUCGUUCAUCUCACCCCGGCCGACAUUCUUCGCGCUCGCUUUCCAGCUAUUUACGACAUCAAGUUUAGCGAGGCCGGUUCCCCUCAGCACUACUCGCUCGGCGCAAUGCUGAUCUGGGCCACUGUGCCUUACGCUGUCUGGCAGCUCUCGUAUCACUUUUUCAUCACUGUUCGAAGGCGCGAAAAGAUUGCCGCUGGGCGUCCCACCUCGUUCACUUGGCUCCGGAAGUCGUACGCGAAGACCUGGAUCGGUAAAGGAGUCCUUGCCCUUCCUUCGACACUGCAGGAGCCUGCAUUCAUGCUGAUCCAGUAUUCAUAUGCUCUGCUUACCAUUCUGCCAUGCCCCAUCUGGUUUUGGUCACGAUGGAGCAGUUCGGCGUUCCUCAUGACAGUCUUCAGCUGGAGCGUAUGGAACGGAGCGAAUUACUACAUGGACAUCUUCGGCAAACGCUUCCAAAAAGAACUCGAGCAGAUGAAACUCGACGUGGCCAAGUGGCAGAACAGCCCUGGUGCAAUGUUCAGCCCUCCCAUAGGACCAGCAGACGGCGAUGGAAAGGCCCGAGAAAAUGGCGCCGAGAAGAGGCGGAGUAUUGACCGGAUUCCGCUUCUGGACGAAACUACCGGAAAUGGACACGCAGAAAGCUCCAGUCCAACCGCAAUAGCUACGGGUGCCAAUGUCUUGAAUGACACAUCUGGCAGCGUUACCGACAGAAAGGGUGUUUCGGGGCCUUGA